AUGGACGAGCCUUCUAUGCGGUCGUCGGAACCACGUUCCGGAAGCCCACGGCGCGGUUUGCUCUGCAGAGGCGCGCUGCUACGGAUUGGGGCACUCAUGGGAGACGCGGUGCCGUGCUGCGGCUGCCGGGGCCUCGACGCCUUUGUGUGUCACGCGGUGGGCAUUGUGCGGCACACGUUGCGGCGGGAUCACGGCAUCUCGGGAGUGUGCCCGGUUUGUAUUUUGUUUGUCGCGUGGUGUUGGGCGUGGAGCUCACGUCGCGGCGUGGUGCGUUGCUGCAGUGUGGCUGUGGCGAAGGUGCAAGGAGGCAGGGUAGACAUGACGCGCGGCAGGCGUACCUGCAGCUGCAGUUAG
Messenger RNA from Trypanosoma rangeli, 354 nucleotides. RefSeq lists its product as uncharacterized. The record is from RefSeq and is a predicted model, not a curated record. NCBI's taxonomy places the organism in Eukaryota, Euglenozoa, Kinetoplastea, Trypanosomatida, Trypanosomatidae. The transcript has a single exon. Bases 1 to 354 code for a protein of 117 amino acids.